AUGGCCAAGAUCAACUGGGAGGCCCAGCGAGUCGUCGUCGGCCAUGCAAGGUCCUGGUGGAAAAGGGCAACGCAAAACAUAAACAUCUCCAUCCCUCCGCGUUACCGUCCCUCGAGAAUCAUCUCCUAUGCGAUCGGCGUGUUCAUUCUGUUUCUGGGUUUGAUCAUCUUCGCAUUCAUCAAGAGGGGCUCUAUCGUCACUACCACCGGGUCCUCUUCCCAAUCUUCAACUCCCUCUUAUCAGGAUGGCGAGCUACCGAAGGACUUCAACUUACACAUCCUUGUGGCCGCGCAGCCAAAGAACCCUGCUUUGUGCCGUACAAUCACCUCGGCAAUGAUCCUCGACUAUCCUUCCUUGACUCUCCUCAAACAGCGCCCCGAGAUUGCCGCGAAACCUGCCUCGAAAACCGCCGCCUCGGGCGAGACCCGCGUUGAGAAGGUCAAAUCAAUUCUCACCUUUCUCACCAACAACGGCCGCGUCUACGACCACGAUCUUGUCUUGAUUGUCGAUAGCGACGAUACUCUGUUCCAGUUACCUCCGGAUAUUCUCAUCGAGCGCUACAAAGAAAUACAUAAACGAAACAAUAAUCGCCUGAGAAGAAAAUACGGCACCAAGUUCAUCGGCGAAGGGAAAAACCUUAAAGAAGUCCCAAAGUAUACUCAAAGAGUGCUCUUUGCCGCCAGAAAAGACUGCUCGUCCAACAUAACCGAUAGCGCAGCAUGCGCCAGUGUGCCCCAAUCACCACUACCUCCAGACAUUUACGGGGCAAGAACGGAUAAAAAACGCGAUGGCACCCAGAAUCGCCCGCGAUGGCUCGAUUCAGGUGUCGUCAUGGGCCAGGUCAACGACCUAGUGCCCCUCUACGAGAAAGUCUUGCAGGAUAUGAAUAAACAGCCGUUGCAUUCCAGCGAGCAAAUGGUGCUCACUCAGCUGUUCGGAAAUCAAGAGUAUUCCAGGGAAGUUGAAAGACGAAGGUCCAGUAGUGUGCUCAAAGAGUGGCUCUGGGAUUCGAUCGGCAUAGCAGAUUAUUCCAACAUCACCAAUGUGCGCGCUCGCAUACAACCGGGAGCCUGGCAUGAAUACGGCAUGGGACUCGACUAUGAGGGACAACUAUUCAUCAACGCGAGAAAGGCUUCGGGUGAUAUAGAAUGGCUAAAAUACCGCGACGUUCGAAAGGUGUCUAUAGUGCAGGCACAACACGGAGUUCCCAGAGAAGUACGACUGAACCUGCCACUUGACGUUGAACAAAGCGAGUUGAAUCCGUUUAAACAAUACAAGCCAUCCAGUCCGCAAGUUAUCAAGCCUGCGCUCAACACAAGUAUCGAUGUGCUCCCUCCCUCCUGGAACUUUACAUGGAAUGAUAUUCCACUGGCAACAUACAUCCAAACCGCUGCGGUCCCGGCAAUUGUGCAUACGAAUGGCGACCAAUCACUGCGCCAGGACUACUGGCUCACCGCGUGGUUCCAUCCAUGGGCGCGAGCUUUGCUUCGUAGACAUGUGCGGUCUGCCCAAACUGGAGCCACGCAGAUUUCUGCGCUGGGCGCUUCCGACGUGUUGAAAGAUCCCGGCAGAAGAGGAGGCAUGUGGACCGAUAACGACCAGUGGAUGAGUUUUGCAGAACUCUGCUCUGGUCACGAAGAGGUUGUAUUUGGCGAUGGCUUAGGACCUUGGGGCGACGAGAAGCCGAAUACCCGUCCUAUUUACAACUUAUGGGGCAAAUUGAUGGCAGGCAAAGGUCCCAAGUUCAAGAAACUAGGCGAGUUAAGAUCGGAAGCUGAAGAUAUAGAAAGGCUCGAACUUGGAAUAGAUGAUGAUGACGAUGACGAUGAAUAA
Molecule: messenger RNA, 1833 nt
Organism: Talaromyces rugulosus
Lineage: Eukaryota; Fungi; Ascomycota; Eurotiomycetes; Eurotiales; Trichocomaceae
Exons: 2
Coding region: 1-1833 (610 amino acids)
Source: RefSeq, a predicted model, not a curated record